CAUCAAAGAUAUCCGCCAUGGUCAGAUAUGCUGACGUCUCCGCCCAACUACUCUCCUUCCGACGUACCAGUUGGACAUACACCGUUUCAUGUUCCUCGACAGUUUCCCUCUGAGGGUCUGUCUAUGGGCAGUCACAGGCGGGGUAGUUCAUCUGGCCUCGUGUCGGUAAAGGAGAGUAUGGGGCAUUGGCCAUCUGCAGGCAGUGAAUCAGCCAAGUCACAGAGUCCGUUAGCGAACUUCGGUUUCUUCAAAAGCUUGACCAGCGAUAAGAAGACUACUAGAGAUGGACAAACACCCAAGCGGAGGGGUCCCAAACCUGAUAGUAAACCCGCCUUGACUCGGAGGCAGGAACUGAAUCGGCAAGCUCAGAGGACGCAUCGAGAACGUAAAGAGAUGUACAUCAAAGCUCUGGAGCAAGAAGUACUUCGCCUAAAAGAUACCUUCGGUACCACUGCUAGGGAACGAGACGCUAUGGCGGAAGAGAAUCGAAGACUAAAGGAAAUCCUUAUCGCGCACGGCAUCUCAUUCGACUUAUCUAGCCCAGGUACGGCUGGCUUCGGCAGAGUUGGUAGUUCCAACUACGGUAGUAGCUCAACCGGUAGCAUUUCCGGCAGCUACGGACCCGGUUCAAACUCUACCGGCUACACAUCACCUCCGAGCGCGACGCCACAAAAUCAAGGCGUUGGACAGAUGUCCCCCUCACAGCACCCCAGACAACAGCCAAAUAACGGCAUGGACUAUGACCAAGUCGGGAUUGACUUCGUUUUGACUCUCGAGCGACCUUGCAUGGACCACAUGCAGAUGCUGAUGGUGCGUGCCUCCGACUCCGACGCCGACGUAUCCGGCCACGCGCUCAUGGCCACCUGCCCACCCGAGUCGCAUAUUGUGUCCACUCCCAACGACCCAUAUCCGCACCGAAUGCCCGACAUCACGAUGCCAGACCUGCUGAAGCUGCUUGAUCUGAGCAACCGGCUACCGCUGGAUGGCGAGAUUACGCCCAUCAUGGCGUGGGCGAUGAUCAUGAAGCAUGAGCGCUUCUUUGAAAUCACGAGGGAGGAGUUUGAGGCUAUCAAGGGAGACUUGUUGGCGAAGGUCAGGUGUUAUGGAUUCGGCGCUGUUCUCGAGGAAUUCGAGGUUCAUGACGCGCUCAUGGCUGUCUCAGCUGCUAAGAGCAAUGUGAAUAUGAUUAUGCAGUAAUGUCAAUGCGCUGGGAGGAAAAGAGCUCGGACUAAUGCUAAGUCGCUC
Messenger RNA from Mytilinidion resinicola, 1245 nucleotides. RefSeq lists its product as uncharacterized. NCBI's taxonomy places the organism in Eukaryota, Fungi, Ascomycota, Dothideomycetes, Mytilinidiales, Mytilinidiaceae. Gene Ontology annotation, cellular component: RNA polymerase II transcription regulator complex. The record is from RefSeq and is a predicted model, not a curated record. Bases 28 to 1197 code for a protein of 389 amino acids. Gene Ontology annotation, molecular function: DNA-binding transcription activator activity, RNA polymerase II-specific; transcription cis-regulatory region binding. The transcript has 5 exons.